GAAAAAAAGAAACAAUGAUGAUAUAUUGUUGCUUUGGUGAAAUUGAAAUGAGCUAUAUUUCUGAAAUGUUGUCGAGCAUUUAUUAAGUGUGAUAAGCUGGAAUCGCACUGUAUGUUGUGAUAACAUCUGGGAGGGAUUUGCUGAUAACUAGCUGGAAACUGUGAAGGGAGAGGGAGAUCAUUCAUCAGGAAAACUCGUAGUUCGAAGAAUAUCGCAAGAAGAAAAUACAGUACUUAUAUUGUAUAGAGAGUCUAGGCAAGUGUCUUGGACUAGUGAAUGGAGGAAGAAGACUUGUAACUUUGAAUUUUGUUAAAAGGUAGCUAUGGUUUUUAUGAAAAGAAGUUAUAUGGGAUACAGAAGAUCCAAGAUCAUCCGCCACCGAAGGAAUUGCAUAUGAAUUCUUAAUUUUUAGUCUGACAUAUGAGAUGUGCACAGGUUCUGGACGAGGAGGCCAAGAGAGCUGGAGAUCAUAUGACAUCAGCAGCAGCUUUUGUGGAAGGAGGAAUACAAGAGGCUAAUGAUGAUGCUUGCAGCAUAUGCCUGGAGGAGUUCUGCGACAGCGAUCCUUCAACGGUCACUUGUUGCAAGCAUGAAUUUCACCUUCAGUGCAUUCUUGAAUGGUGUCAGAGAAGCUCUCAGUGUCCCAUGUGCUGGCAGCCAAUCAGCCUGAAGGAUCCUUCCAGUCAGGAGCUGCUGGAGGCAGUGGAGCGAGAGAGGAACAUUAGGCUCGCUCCACGAAAUCCAACAAUAUUUCAUCAUCCAGCCCUUGGUGAUUUUGAGCUGCAGCAUUUACCUGUUGGUGCAAAUGAUGCUGAACUUGAAGAGCGCAUAAUCCAACACUUGGCAGCUGCUGCUGCAAUGGGAAGGGCCCACCACCUCAGCAGACGGGAAGGCCAUAGGGGACGACCAUCUGGUCACGGUCGUCCUCAUUUCUUGGUCUUCUCAACUCAUCCUAAUGGUGCUCAUUCUGGUCCUGUCUCUAGUUCAUUGGUACAGGUAGAAGGGGAAAGUCAACCAGCGGCAGUAGCUGCUGCUCGUCCAUCAGUACCCAUCGAAUCCACUGGUAAUGAUUCACCUCGGCAGAUUUUGAUUCAAACCAAUCAAGUUUCUUCUUCUGCCUCCGGGUCUCCUGUUACUCCCACAAACGGACCAGGGAUAUCCCUUUACAGGAGCUCUGCUGGUCACCCUUCUUCUCCAACUCAAGAUAGGGCAGGCACAUCAGAAUUUCAAACUCUUUCAGAAUCUCUAAAAUCUAAAUGGAAUGCAGUCUCAAUGAGGUAUAAAGAGUCCCUUUCAAAAAGCACCAAGGGUUGGAGGGAGCGGUUUUUUCCCCGUCACACUUCUAUGGCUGAUCAUAACACUGAAGUUAGAAGGGAAGUGAUUGCAGGAAUGAACAAUGUGCCUCACAUGAUGGGAAACCUUGAAAUUAGGGACAAUAGUGUUGGUAAUAUCGCUACUGAAUCAUCAAAUCAGUCUGCUAAUUAUUCAGCUGAUGAGGCUGCCAACCAGAGCAGUGCCGAGAACCAAGAAGAAACUCCAUCAAAUGAAGUCAAUUCAUCUGCUGCCGGUACUGCUGGUUCUGUGUCCAUCUAGUUUGUCAAUCCAUCAGGAGUUGCAUCAUCCUCGGCAUGUCAUAUUUGUAGGUGAUAUAUACUCCCAGAUAUGACAUGCCGAGGACCAGAUGCUUUGGGUAAGAAGUUGCACGAGGUCCUUGCCAUCUUUAAGGGAUAAGAGAGAGAAAGAGUAUAAUGUGGACUGGCACUCAUAAUGGGUACAUCUUGUAAAUCUUGUUUAUGUGCAUGAGACUCAGAAGAUUAUAUGCCUAUUAUGCCGCCAUUUUGGAGGGUAAUCUCACAUUUAUAUAUGGAAUACACAAAUAGUUGAAUAUGCA
This is a messenger RNA of Syzygium oleosum, 1891 nucleotides long. Its product is annotated as E3 ubiquitin-protein ligase RHF2A-like. Gene Ontology annotation, molecular function: ubiquitin-protein transferase activity. Bases 421 to 1593 code for a protein of 390 amino acids. The transcript is spliced from 8 exons. The record is from RefSeq and is a predicted model, not a curated record. NCBI's taxonomy places the organism in Eukaryota, Viridiplantae, Streptophyta, Magnoliopsida, Myrtales, Myrtaceae.